Molecule: messenger RNA, 897 nt
Organism: Styela clava
Lineage: Eukaryota; Metazoa; Chordata; Ascidiacea; Stolidobranchia; Styelidae
Source: RefSeq, a predicted model, not a curated record
AUGAGGCCGAUCAAUAUUGUAGAGGGGGAGCAUUUUAGAGAUUUAAUAUCAAAUCUUGAGCCGGGAUACGAGAUGCCUGGAAGAACUUUUUUUGGAAAACAGAUUGAAACUACAUAUUCGCAGUAUAAAUGCAAACUCAUGUCUAUUUUAAAAGAACAAAAUGUGAUAUCUAUCACAACAGAUGCAUGGACAAGCAUCCGGAUGGAAGCUUAUAUAACUGUUACAGCACAUUUUGUCAUGGCAGGAGAACUACAGAACUAUGUAUUGUCCACUACACAAAUAGUUGGGGACCAAACUGGUAUAAACUUGAAAAGUUACAUCCUGUAUGUACUGAAUGAUUUUUCUAUCCCCCCAUCCUCCAUAUUUGCUAUAGUAACAGACAAUGGGGCGAAUGUUGUUUCUGCAUGUAAAAUUUUACAAACUGAACAUGGCUGGCAUCACAUUCGUUGCGCUGCUCACACCCUCCAGCUGUGUAUCAAAGAUGCCAUCAAAAAUACAGAAAUAGCAAGGGCACUAGGUGCUGCGCGGCACUUAGUGCAACACUUUAGAAGGUCAGCAAAAUGCAUGACAGCGUUGCGACGCCAUGCUCAGUCGGCAGACACUGAAAUAAAAAACAUUGAGAUGCCGAUAGACGUUUCAACCAGGUGGAACUCCACAUUUGCUAUGAUAGCAAAUCUUGUGAAAAACCAGUGGAUAUUUCGUUCGGUACUGGCUGAUCCAACAAUUGUCCCACGAGCGACAGCAGUCAGUCUUGAACUAAAGGACAACCACUGGAGCUUGCUGAGAGAAAUUUCUAUCAUAUUGAAACCAUUCAAGACAGCCUCUGAUCACCUUGAAGGAAGUAAUUAUGUGACGAUGUCAUCUUUGCUACCAAUUGCAAAUAGUUUAGUAGUGUGA